This is a messenger RNA of Phanerochaete carnosa HHB-10118-sp, 322 nucleotides long. RefSeq lists its product as uncharacterized. The transcript has a single exon. The record is from RefSeq and is a predicted model, not a curated record. Bases 62 to 289 code for a protein of 75 amino acids. Lineage: Eukaryota; Fungi; Basidiomycota; Agaricomycetes; Polyporales; Phanerochaetaceae.
GCUCAAUGUCCAUCAGUAUCGUUCCGAACUCAAGCUUCGACCAACUGGAGUCUGAUCCACCAUGAGCCAGCAAAGAGCAGCGAAUACUGCGAAGACUGAAGCCGUGAAAAUAGUUAUAUUCGAUCCAGAACGCUACCCGGCCUAUCCUGGAGAAGCCUUCAACAAUCGCUACGUAGUUCAACGCAAGCUCGGGAACGGUCAUCAUUCUGACGCAUGGCUCGUGGGGGAUCGCGCAUUUGCAGAAGCCGAAAACAGUAGUUCGAUGCCAGGGUGCGUGUCUCCUCACUAGAAUCCUCCUAAGUGGCGUACAACCAACGAUCAU